AUGGCUCCCAAAAGAAGAGCAACAAGAAGGACAAAAACUGAAGAAUCUGCUGAAGAAGAGGGGGAGACUCUGGAAAAGCAGCCCCGAAGAAGCCAUGCCAGUGGAGGUUCAAAGUACAUCGGGGCUCAUGUUAGCAUUAAAGAUGGAAUAUGGAAGGCAGUGGACUCCUGUGUUGCCAUGGACGGCCGGUGUUUCGCUCUGUUCUUGGGCUCGCAGAGGUCCUGGACGAGACCUGCUCUGGACCCAGCUGCGGCAGACAAGUUCCGGGAGCAAUGUUCUCGUCAUAGGUUCGACUCCGCUCACAUCCUGCCCCAUGGCUCCUACCUGAUGAACUGUGGCUCGCCCAAGGAGGACGUGUUGGAGAAGAGCCGAGUGCUGCUGGUGGAGGAGCUGAGCCGCUGCAGCCGCCUGGGCCUGAGUCUGUAUAACUUCCACCCUGGGUCCUCUCUGGGCUCCAUCAGCACAGAGCAGUGUGUGCAGAGAAUCGCAACCUCCAUCAACAACGCUCACCAGAAAACACCCGCUGUGGUCACAGUGUUGGAGAAUAUGAGCGGUCAGGGAAGCACUGUGGGUGGGAAUUUCCCCGAGCUCAAAUCCAUCAUCGACAAAGUGAGGGACCAGAGUCGGAUGGGCGUCUGUCUGGACACUUGCCAUGCAUUUGCAAAUGGUUAUGACUUGUCAGCGGAGGGAGGGGUGAAGGCAAUGUUGAACGAAUUCGAUCAAGAAGUCGGGUUGCAAUACCUUAAAGCAGUGCAUCUGAAUGACUCCAAAGGUAAACUUGGCUGUAACCUCGACCGCCAUGAGGACAUCGGUAAAGGUCACAUUGGAAUCUCUGCUUUCCGCGACAUCAUGAAUGAACCCAGACUGGAUCACAUUCCUUUAAUUCUGGAGACUCCUGGACGGCCGGGGUUUGAAUAUGCUGAACAAAUUGAGCUGUUAUAUUCUCUGUGUGACAAGAAGAAAAUGUAA
Molecule: messenger RNA, 969 nt
Organism: Knipowitschia caucasica
Lineage: Eukaryota; Metazoa; Chordata; Actinopteri; Gobiiformes; Gobiidae
Source: the annotation of a GenBank genome assembly